Cynara cardunculus var. scolymus (artichoke) is the source of this 699-nucleotide messenger RNA. Its product is annotated as protein LATERAL ORGAN BOUNDARIES-like. The coding region runs from base 1 to 618 and encodes 205 amino acids. NCBI's taxonomy places the organism in Eukaryota, Viridiplantae, Streptophyta, Magnoliopsida, Asterales, Asteraceae. The record is from RefSeq and is a predicted model, not a curated record. The transcript has a single exon.
AUGGCUUCAUCAAGCUCAUACAACUCUCCAUGUGCUGCCUGCAAAUUUUUAAGGAGAAAAUGCAUGCCUGGUUGCAUCUUUGCACCCUACUUCCCACCCGAAGAGCCUCAGAAAUUCGCAAACGUUCACAAAAUCUUCGGAGCCAGCAAUGUGACCAAGCUCCUGAAUGACCUACUCCCUCACCAAAGAGAAGAUGCAGUGAAUUCCCUUGCAUAUGAAGCCGAAGCUCGUGUUCGAGAUCCUGUUUACGGGUGCGUUGGCGCCAUUUCUUUCCUCCAAAGACAGGUUGAUCGUCUUCAAAAGGAGCUGGAUGCUGCUAACGCUGAUUUGAUUCGUUAUGCAUGCAAUGAGAUCCCAACAGGGUUGCCUGCAGUGCCUCAUUUGAGUUCAAUUCAGCCAAUAACUCCACGGCAAAGAGCCAUUGAUCAGUAUCCUGGUAGAAGGAUUGGAAACAUUGAUGGCGGCGGCGGUGGUGGUGGUGGUGGUUUCUACCAAUCACCACCAUCUUUUCCUUAUCCUUAUGCUAAUCAUCUUCCAUGGAACCCUUCUAACUCCGGUGGAAAUAUGGGUGGAGGUGGUGGUAGCGAUGGAGGAGGAGGAGGUCAAGGUAACAUGUGAAUAUCUCUCAAUCUCUAUGAAGAACACAUGCAGGUUAUAUAAAACCCUCUUUUGGGCUUGUAUUGAUCUACUACAUAUAUA